UUCUAUUUGCGGUUUUCAGAAUUUGUUUUUGGUGUUUUAUUCAUUUUUACUUAAGUUCAUUUUGUGGAGAUGACUCCUUUUCAUUCGUUGAGUCAUUUUUUCUGUUAUUGAUCAGAGAAUGUUUAUCCUUUUGCUAAUAUAAGAAUUUUCGACUAAGUAUCGGAAAAUUUUCCGUUAUGUUGUUAGGGUUUUUUAAAUUUCUCUAGUUAGUGUUUGAUUCUGGUGUAUUGAUAUUUGUGAUUGUGUACUGUUCCCAAUCACAAUUUUUUUUCUUUUAUUGUUAUUGGUAAGCCUUAUUCCGCUAGGUAAGGUUCAGAAAAGUUAUUAAAUGUGAAGUGCAUAACUUUGCGUGCAUAAAGUUUUCUCCUUGACGAGGAUUUUGAAUGGGGUGACGAUAAAAGUUGAUGUCAAUUGCUACCUCUGGUUCUGCAAUUUCUUAUAUUAUCCCUGUGACAAAGAAGAGAGAAGAUGGCACCUCAAUUGGCAUUAACCCACUCUUCUCUUCCCCGUAUUCCUCCCUCUGCUACAUCUCUUGGUUUAGGAAGGAAUAAAGAUUCGAUUAUAAUCAACAGGACAAAUAAUCAAACCAUGACAGCCUUUGCAGGCAAUGCUCUUCGUAAUUCAGCUAUCCAACUCAUUACUGUUUCAUCUCCUCUAUCUUCUGAUAAAGAAGCUAGCCUCUCACUCAAACCUCCUAUGUCUCAAAGAGGCAAUUCUAAGUUCUGUGGACAAGCAUAUAUAUAUCAUUCGUCUGGUUUCCGAAUCCCAGAAAAUGCUGAGAAGCCAGAAUGGUGGUGGAGAGCUUUAUCCUGUAUUCCCUACCUAAUAGCAUUGCAGAUGUCUGCAACUGGGUUUUAUCUAGAACCUAUCAUUCAAAAAUUUCCAUUCUUUCAGAGUUUGAUCUUCUAUAUCCCAGGAGGUGUCAACCGAUUACCAAUCUGGUUUCCCAUGUUAUACUGCUAUCUGGCUAUUGUAGGAGUGGUGAAAAACAGGGACUUGCCUCUUAUCUUCAGAUUCCAUGUAAUGACGGGAAUGCUGCUGGAACUUGCUCUACAGAUAGUGUACAUUGCAAGCAACUUCAUGCCACUUAUACACUUCCCAGGGGGCACAUUGGGGUCAUAUUACUGGGCUGGUAUUGCAUUGGCAUUUAUUUUUAUAAUGAUAAAGUGCAUAAGGUGUGCGCUUCUGGGAACAUUUGUGAGCAUCCCUUUGGUUAGUGAAUCAGCUUUCAUUCAUUCUCUAUUUGGUUUAGGAGGAUUACAACGGCCUUUUUAGGAGGUUGUGAUCAAGAGUAAAUGUAAUUUCAAGGUGGUUUUGCAGUUUAAUCAACGGUUCUCUAUAUUUCUUGUAGUUGAUUUUUAUUGUUGCCUUGAGUAGAAGUAAAUGAUAAUCUUUUUUUGUUUAAGAUU
Messenger RNA from Vigna unguiculata (cowpea), 1409 nucleotides. Its product is annotated as protein TIC 20-IV, chloroplastic-like. Lineage: Eukaryota; Viridiplantae; Streptophyta; Magnoliopsida; Fabales; Fabaceae. The record is from RefSeq and is a predicted model, not a curated record.